Anthostomella pinea is the source of this 1392-nucleotide messenger RNA. NCBI's taxonomy places the organism in Eukaryota, Fungi, Ascomycota, Sordariomycetes, Xylariales, Xylariaceae. The record is from the annotation of a GenBank genome assembly.
AUGUCAUCCUUUGAUGCCAGACACCCAGUCCAAGGUCUUCUUGGCGCCUUCCUCGCCUGGAAAGCUUUCCUGUUCGCCAUCGCUGUUGGAAGCGCCGUGGGCCCAGCCUACGAUACCUCGAGCACACUCAUCACGACAGGGAGAGCUUCCUACGAUGAAUCGCCGCUCGACCUCGCCACGAGGCUGACGCGAUGGGAUGCCAUGUAUUUCAUCCAGGCCUCUCGCAGAGGCUACUUGUUUGAGCAGGAGUGGGCAUUUGGGGCCGGCCUUCCCGCUGUUAUUUCGGCACUAGCCAAAAGUUCGCUUCUAUCAAGUAGUCGUACCGAGGACAAGACCCAACUAACAUCGAUAGCACUGGCCACUUCCGGUCUUGAGGCGGACGGCUCUCUCGAGUCCCUCAUUGGCAUUUGCGUAGCCAAUAUCUCACACCUUCUGUCGGUCUUGGUGUUAUAUCAACUCGGUAUGGUCGUCUUCAAGAACUCCCGGAUGUCGUUCGUCGCGGCUCUGCUCCACAUAUUGUCGCCGGCCGGCAUAUUCCUAUCGGCACCAUACAACGAGAGCCCCUUCGCCUUACUCUCUUUCACGGGCUAUUUAUUCUUCGCAAAGGCUGUGCUCGGCGAGAAGCGGUCACUAGCACACGAUGUGAGCCUGGUGGCAUCUGGCAUGUGGUUCGGCUUUGCUCUCACAUUCCGCAGCAACGGGAUCUUGAAUGGGAUCCCGUUUGCCGCCGAGCUUCUUCGUGAGCUCUCGUCUCCGCCGACCCUGGACAGUGUUCGAAGACGGGUGGCUCUGGUCGUCGGUGGCUCGGCCGUAGCAAUCGGGUUUAUCCUGCCCCAAGUUACGGCUUACCGAACAUUCUGCUAUGAGGCUUCAACCACUGAUUUACGGCCGUGGUGUACCCGACGGCUCCCCAGCAUCUACUCUUUCGUCCAGGAACACUACUGGUCAGUAUCCCUCACCCUAUCUAUAGAAGCCUCUAAUAUCCAAGUUAGGAACGUGGGCUUCCUCCGCUACUGGACCCCUCCCAACAUACCCCUGUUCAUUCUGGCUGCGCCUAUGUUGUACCUUCUAGGGAAGUCGGGAUUGGACAUACUGUCGAAGCCAGAUCGCCUUUCCACAGCCGUAACCAACCCGAGAGUAUUGUCGAAUACGAUUGCAUUGCUUCGGUCAAUGGCUUCAGCUCAGCUCAUCCUGACCGUCCUAGCCAUUACAACAUAUCACAUCCAGAUUAUCACCAGAAUCUCAUCCGGAUAUCCAAUUCUGUAUUGGUGGAUCGCAAACUGCUUGACCGAUUCCAAGAUUGCGCGCUUUGGUGGCAACGUUGUGGUCUUCAUGGUCAUGUAUGCCGGCAUCCAGGGGGCCCUGUUUGCUUCCUUUCUCCCACCAGCCUGA